GUCUUUAGUAAGAAAAAAAAAAAACAUGCCGCUCAUUCACAGUACCAGUGACAUAAAAAUAGAUCGAUUCUGGGGAUACAUGCAGCAGCGGCUUGCCAUAGGCGGGGACUGAGCGAACCAGACGGGGUGGAGCAUCGCUUCGCCUGGCCCCUCUCGGCGCAGACAUCCUUGUGUCCCGUUCGCCUUGUGCGUUUCGGAACCAGAGAGGGGGCUGGUCUGUGGGAGGGACUAGCGCAAAGGGGGGACUAGGACCAGGAGGGGGCGGGGUGGCGGCGAGGGUGCUGUUUCUCCAGUCUCUUACCAGUGUCUUUGUCUCACACUCUUUUGUUAGCCAUGCCUAGCUUGCUGGUUCUAGCAGGGAUCAUGGAGAAAAAUGGGGGCUACGGCGGGGAUUUGGCCGGCUCCGGCUUCGGCAGCGAAGGUCUCCUGGUGCCACCCGAGGAGGAGGAGGACGAUUCCCGUGCCCUUAGAGUUGCGCUGGGCCAACUGUCGCUGCUGGGUCUUGGAGAGGGCGAGGACGGGGCUCCUGCGGGUGGAGGUGGUGGUGGUGGUGGAGGAGUUCAAGACAGGAGUAACAAUAACCACCACAAUCACAUCCCAGCCGAUUCAGGGAUGUUACAAGGGAAGAACAAGUUGUGCGCCCUGUACGAGAGCUCGCCCACCGAAACCAAAGGACGGGGCUGCAACAUAACGGAGUGCGUCCCCGUGCCAAGCUCCGAACAUGUGGCCGAAAUAGUGGGGAGGCAAGGUUGCAAAAUCAAAGCUUUGCGUGCAAAGACAAACACCUACAUCAAGACCCCCGUCCGAGGCGAAGAACCAGUCUUCCUCAUCACCGGCCGCAAAGAGGACGUGGCCCUGGCCAGACGCGAAAUCAUCUCAGCUGCAGAGCACUUCUCCAUGCUGCGGGCCUCCAGGAACAAGUUGGGCGUCUCUUUCAGCGGCUCACCUCCUGCGCCGCUACCUGGCCAGACCACCAUACAGGUGCGGGUGCCCUACCGCGUCGUGGGUUUGGUGGUCGGACCGAAAGGCUCGACUAUAAAACGCAUCCAGCAGCAAACGUGCACUUACAUCGUGACUCCGAGCCGCGACCGUGACCCCGUCUUUGAGAUCACCGGCUCCCCCGGGAACGCUGAACGGGCAAGGGAAGAAAUCGAGGCACACAUCGCCUUCCGCACGGGUGGCCUGCAUGACCACAACAAUGAGAACGACUGCUUGGGACCUGACAGCGGCAACGGGGGUCUGGAGAGCCGCCUGCAGCAGGUGUGGGGGCUACAGGGUGCCCCGCGCAAGCCGCUUGCCAGCAGCUACCGCCAGAAUUUCUCAGACGCCAUGGUCGGAAGUAGCAGUGGAGGAGGAGGAGGUGGAGGAGGAGGAGGUGGGAUUUACAGUAAAGGUGACUUUACCAACCAUGGCAAUGGGGACAAGCCAUGCUCCUACUUCGGAUCUGAGGGCACUCAAAGCUGGGGCGAUCCCGACUAUCCCAAACAGGUGGCUUACUACGCCCAGCAGCGCUCCAAAAGCUUUGGAGGCCUGCCUCUUCCUCUCACCAGACUGUCGCCGGGACUGCCUGAACCGUGCGGCACCGGAAACUCCAACGCCGUGGGGUCUCCUCACGCCCAGGCGCGCCGCGCCCACAGCGAGCCCACCGCCGUCACCGCCGCGUUCACCGGACGUCUCCCUGUGCCGGAUUCUCCACCUGCCGUGGCUCGGGACUGCAUGACCUGUUUUGAGAGCAAAGUGACCGCCGCUCUGGUCCCGUGUGGUCAUAACCUCUUCUGCAUGGAGUGCGCCAUCCGAAUUUGUGAGCUAAACCAUCCGGAGUGUCCUGUCUGCCACACCCUGGUCACACAGGCCAUCCGGAUAUUCUCUUAAAAAGUCGACUUUUCUUUUUUCUCUUCUUUUUUUUGUGGUUUGUUUUUACUCUGUAGAAUCAGUUCACUUUUAACGUUUUUUUUUUAUUUGGUCAGUAUUCACUUUUUUUUAUUUUUCAGAAAACACAAAACCAAAACAAGCAGAUAUUUUAGAACACACUGCUUGGUUUACUAAAAAAAGAGGAAGAAGUAUUUUCAGAUUUUUCUUUUAUAUGUACACAUAUAUACAUAUAUAUUUUAUAAAAGUUUUUUUAAAAAUGGAAAGAACGUAGUUCUUAGCAUGUUGGUUUGUUUUGCUUUAUUUUAUUUAAUUUUUUACUGGUGCUGUUUUUUUCCACAUGCUGUGUGUGGACAGUAACAGAAGAAAUAAUGUGAACAUUUUACACUUUUCCUUUGCUGGGGAGGUAUAUUAUUAUAUAUAAAAAAAUAUCAUUACGAGUUUAUUUCCUAAGAUUGGAGUAUAGUUUUACAUCCCAGUAUCUUCUGCAAAUAAACGAGUAUUCUUUUUUAAGGCAAACUAGAAUCUUAAAUCUUUGCACCUUAAAACUGAUGUAAAGUGAUUGUCGAAAAAACAUUACAUUUCUAGAUGUCAAUGCGAAAUAGAUGGUAUAGAAAUAGGGGCUGAUAUAUACAACCUGAUGGCUUUAAAUUCGGAUCAUGUUCUAAAUGACACAAUUACCGAUGUAGAAUCUGCUUUGCAAGUCAAUAUUUGAACGGGUAACUGACGAGUUAAACAGGGAGUUUUCUUUUUUGUUUUGUUUUGUUUUGUUUCUGCACCAGUGAGCCUAUUAUGUGAUGUAUCUAAAAUGGUCUUAUUAGGUACAAUACAGAAAUAAAAAUAAAAAAAGAAAACUAUUUGAGCAAACUGAUUGGUCAGCUCAAAAAACCUUGGAACUCAUCCAGCGUUCUGUUUUCAAGAGGAUUUCCCGGGUUCUUUCAGUAACGUUUUUAUUCUCUUUUCUGCACUCAGUCAGUACGUUUAUGAUUCGAUCUUUUCCACAUUAUUUAGUAAAACGCUGAAUAUAAGGCAUAAGAUGAAGUACAAAAAAAAAAGCAGAGGGGGCGAUUGAGGGGAGGGGGUCUGUAAUCUGAUCCUGAAUAGACCAAAUAGACAAAAGCAAGCAAGACUUCGAGCUACAGUACAAUGUAAAUCACCCGUUCCCGAGGUGCUGCAUUUGAGUUGCAAAGCGUCCUCUGACUGUCCGUCUGUACUGAGGCAGGUGUUGCAUAUCGUACUUUAGAUUAAGCUUUUUAUUUUCUGAGGGUCGGGCUUGUCGGGGGGGAACUGCUCAUUCGCUGUAAUGACUACAGAGCUCCUCCCUGUGACUAUAUUGUUUUGUCGCAGUGGUGGUACAAUCCCCGGAGCGCCCCGACAUGGCCUGCCCUAGGAGGAGCUGAUAAUUAGCCAUACAUCAGAGUCCAGGUGCAAAGCAACUGCUGUAGGAAGGAGGGGCAGCGUACAGUGGUGUGAAUGAGGACGGAGACGCCGCGCAGGGGGCUAAACUAGGUGCAGCUGGGGCCCCUCCUGUUGAUAGCUUGCUCGCUCCCGUUCUGGUAUUCCCAUUGGGGAGAAAGGGGGCCUCUUUUGUCCUGCCGUGGGGUGAAAAAAAAAAAAUCCAAGAGCAGAUUUUAUUUCAAAGAGAAAAGCUGGCCGUUCUGGGUAGAGAGUGUGACUAGAUAGACCCAAAGCAUUUUUCUUCGGAGAUUUCUCGUUUAAUGUGCACAAGUGGCAGGCCGUCGAAGUUUCCAUGGAGUCUUCCUUCAUGAGCGGGACAUCCUGCCGUGACCCCUUCGAGACAGGCCUGCCAGUGCACGGUCACGAGCAGCCAAUCGGAGAACAACCUUGAACUCCACAAUGAAAUCAGACAAUUGUAAUUGACAAGAAAGCAGGGGGGGAAACGCCCAAUUUGGUGGCCGCUCAUGCUGAAUCAAAUUACACACCCACUGCCUGUCUCAUUGCAGGCUGGGGGAUUUCGGGAUAGGGGAUUAGAGUGUUUGGAGGUUGGGAAACUGUCUUUUUUUUCCCCCCUUUUGCUAGAAGGCCACUACAAAAGAAUGGAGCCACUGAAAAUGUACUCAGUUUGAAAUGGGUCAGUUUUUCCCCCAUCGAGCCUCUCUGCGCCAUUGCCACAUGUGCGCGGUGUUAGAAGAUAUGCUAGGGUAAGCUCGUGAUUGUAUUUAACUUGCUAUACCGAUUUACCUUUGAGCCAUUAGCAUCUUUAAAUAUUAGUUCUGAAAACUUUUGACUGUUACAGCAGAUAUACUUAGUCGUUUGCCUCAUCUGCAUUCAUGUAUUACGGCCGCAUUAGCGCCUUGUUUUGCUUUUGUUUUUGUUACUAUAAGCGUUAGUGUAAUAAGGUACUUUGUUUAACUGAAAUAUAUUUCAAGUCCCUUUAAGUAACUCUCAGAUUUGAGAUACAAAACUGAAAAGGCUUAACAAAUUAAAGCUCUUAAAAGCACCUUAUUUUUAAGCAAGCAAACAGCAUUUGCAAUUGUAAAGCAUGUGCAUUUCUCGACAGUGAAUUCAAAUGGCAAAUAUUCUUGUUAUUAUUGCACUUAGGUUAUAUUUUGGGUUAGUCGGUUGUAUUUGCACGGAUAGCGUAUUUUGACACGCUAUUUAGCGGUUUUUCUAAAAGUCGCAGUCUUUAGAAAUAGCAUCUUAAUUUACUUUCAAAUGAAGGGACAACAAUGCGAUGGUAUUUUCUUACCUUCAUGUCUACUUCUUCAAAUCCCCAGCACUGAUCAGGGACAGACGCUCGUCCAUUAAAGGAAUGUAUGUUUGUACAUUUCGGUCAUUUCUAUAUAAAAACCAAAACCAUUUUGAAAAAUAGAAUCAAUUAUGCAAACCUUAAUAGCUCGAAUUUUAGAAUCUGAUUCAGGACAACAGUUGUCUGUCUAUAUGCCACAUUUUGUUCUCCUGCCUCGUUUAAGGUCACUAGGUCAGCGUAUGCAGGAAACAGCAAUAACUGUCUUAAUACUUAAUAAAACAAGUUAAUCCUUAUCCAAAAAUGCACUGUUAGAAAAAUGCUUCUAAAUGGUUGAUAACCCUAAGAAUUGUUUAAAGCCAUGCACAUUGUAUUUACCCAAUUAAAGCCCUUUUUGAGAACAAAACAAAAGCAGUAAUGACUUUCCCAAUUAGAAAAUGCAGCACUUCAAAAGUUUUGUUUCUUAACCAAACGUCGCAACUUCUAAUAGAGUGAUGAUAUACUUCAAAGAAUGUAGCCUGGAUCAAUGGAGAAGGUGCUGUGUAAGUAUUCAGAGCGAGAUAUUAUUCUUUGAAAGGGAGACAUUUUAACUGUUAAAGACUUUAUACAGCCAAUCACAGCAAAACCUUUUUUGAGUAUUAUUUAUUUGAUAGGAAUAAGACUAUAUUUAUUGACUUUUAGGGAGAUAUAUAAUAAAGACUGACUACCAUAGGCAUAUCAUUAAAUAUAUUUCACAAUAUAAGCAAUUCUGAAAAUAUUGUAAUAGUCUCUAGUAGCCUACUUGCUAGUUUGUAAUAUUGCGUAAGGCGUCAUCCCAAUAGAAAUGAAAUAAAGCGUGAUGUUACUGAUGCCCCAAAAUCUGAAAGCUCUUCAGAAAGUACAUAACCAAAAAUUAGGGUUAUCACAAUCAAUAGGGGAAAGAAUUCAUAUAGUUUAGUUUGUACAGCAUUUGCUUUGCCUAUACUGAUGCAUACGGUUAUGAUGAUACAAAAAAAUAUCUACACACCCUAUUGACAGGAUUUACUGCAUGUAAGAGCAGCUCAUAAGAAAUAAAACUAUAUUUACAAAUGCAUAUCAGAACGGUCUAAUCAUCAUUCAAAUCAUUUCAACUGGCAAGUUCCUUUAUAAUUUCAGAAUGACAAGGGCACUAUUAUUAUGCCUAAUCCAAAAUAAUAACUGCCCGUGCAAAAAGCCAUUCUGAUCAAGAAGGGGGAGUGGUCACAACGUACGACUACAGAUUCACAAUGAAAAGUGGUCCGGUUUGGAGUCUGACAGGUUUAACAAGAAUGUGUUGUCUAACGUGAAGCUUAAUAUUAAGAACCACUGUGAAUCGUUUCCGUUUCUUUCUCUUUUUUUUUCUUUUUUUUUUCCAGUAAUUAUGUGGUGUUGUUAAAUGGUUGCAGUUCAACAGCUUCUCUUGCUUCUCUUCUUUUUGGUUGUGCAUGCUGGGAAAUUAUUUUACAGAGCAUUAUUAACCUUUGAACAGCCAGUGUAGAUAAAAUAUAACAGAGCCACUUGUACUACAGAGAUUUUUAGUGAGGAUUACAGCUGGUGUUUAAUGUAAUGCUGUACAAUGACACUAGUUUAUUUUUCCAAACAUAUUUCUCUUACCCAACAUAAAGUAUCUAAUGCACAAAUACCAGAUAAAUGCUCAUGUGUUUACACACCCCAAGCAGAGUCUGUUUAGAAGGUGCUUAGCAUUUUAACAAAGUAUUUUUAUUUUUAGUACUGCCCUGAAGAUGCCAUAUACGAUAUAAUUUACACAAAUAAUUUAUUCCGUUCAGAAGUUCGCAUACCUCUAGUUCAUAACACUCUGUUUUCUCCUCAAGUGUCAAUGAUUGUUCGCAGCCUUUUGUGAAAGCUGCAUGAGUCCCUCGAUUGUCCUAAGUGUCAGAGCUGGAGAUCAACAUCGUAUAGUGGGGAAGAACUCAAAUGUGCAGAGCAUGCUGGGAAACCAAAGAACUUGGAGGACGUUUGUCAAGAACAGUGGGCUGCUUUAGCACACAGGACAAACCAGAGACUCAAAACUAUCACAUAAGAUACAAACAGUCAUUGACGCUCGAGGAGGAAAACACAUGAAUUUAAACAAGGGCAUGUGAACAAUUUUGUCUUGUGGAAUACUAAGGCGAGACACUCCAGGUGAAUAGGGUAAAAAAAAUAAGAUAAUAAUAACUAAUAGAUUUAAUAGAUAAACUAAUAUAUUCCUCCAGUUGAUUAGACUUGUUUAUUUCAAGUUUUCUGAAAUGUUGAAAUAUGCAAAUGAGGCAUUAUCCUUAUUAAAUAUAUACAAAUUUGCAUACAUUUCCAGAACAUAAAUCUAAACACUUGAUAGAGCCAGAUUAAAAAUUCUUGUCUUAUAUUAGAAUUAAAAGAUUUUACAGAGGGGUGUUUUUUUUUUUUUUUCAUCCAUAAGUCAGAAAAACAGCUAUUAAUUUUCACCAUGUUUUUAGGGGAAACUGUGAUAGAACAAGGUGAAUGAUAUAUUAGCAAAUCCAUCUUUAAAACAGCUUAGAACAUAGAUAGGAAUAAAACUGUAACGUACAGGAGAAAACAGCCUUUAAAGAUAUUAUAACUGAAAUCUAGAGAUGCAAAUAGAUAAAGUGCAAUACAACAAAUACUUAAAUGUGUACUUUGCACGUUUUCUUUCCAUUAGUUUGAAACUACGCUUUACGUAAGGCCUAAAAUCUCAAAAUUGACCAGUGCAUGAAAAAAACUGUUUUCAUCUGAAGUGUCUCGCCUCAUUUAAAAAAAAAAAAAAAAACACUGCGUAAGGGAUGUACUAAAAAUAAAAUAAAAUGCAAUUUAAAAAUUCUUCUAGGGGUUUGCAAACUUUUGAGCUGAACUGUACCUUGCAUUCCCAUAACGCAUAUAUUUGCAUUUUUAGUCUUGUUGAUAUUUUCGAAUUUUUUAUGCGCCCGGGAUAGGCGAACAGUAUAUACCCUUAUAUGUUCUGACAUAGCAGAUAGCGAAGCUGCACGUAUUUAUCUAUAACCGCUGCAGCGUCCAUUCCAUAGAAUCACCAGAGAACAUAUACGUGAUGCACUUAAGCAAUUAUAAUGCCUUUCAGUAUAGUACAAAGGGCAAAUAAUGUAUUUGAAUGUAAAAAUGGCCACCCAACCAAUGUGUGAUUUUGCCUUUUGUUUCUUUAUCAAAAGUGAGCUUUAAGUUGAAUUUCAUGGCUAGAGAAAUACCACCAUAUCUGUUUAGGUUCUUCCUCACAGCAUUUAUACAAAGCAACUUAAAAGGGAACUUAAAAUGUCUUAUAGCUGUUUCGUAAGAUUCUAUUUUGCUAACAUGCAUUAUUAUUUCAUAGAGGAAGAGGUCAGUAUCUGGAUGUUAUUUAUGAAUAUCUUUAAUGAAGCAAACAUAUUUAUAAGUAACUUCAAUACGUUUUGUUUUUUAAUUAAUAAAUUAAAAAGUUAAUAUAUUUCUAAAACGCAUGAAGUUGAUUUCUACUAAAAUGAUUAAAACUAUAGAAUUUUUAUUUAUGAAAGUUAGAAAAAUCCACACUUCUGACAGCAUAAAAUAAACAAGUGGGGUGGGGUUUCAAAGGCUUAUAUUUUAAAACGUCAGAUAUGUAACGUGUGCAUUAACAAUGGGAUAACGGCAGAAAUAUUUUAUAGCAUUCGGGGGUAUUUUAGUCAUUUCAACUUUGUGCCUCAAUACCGCAUUUUUGCAUACUAGAAGCGCUCAGAAGUGUUGUGUACUCGUCCUUUAACACCUCAUAGCUGAGUGAAUAAAGGGUCCCUUCCUUUUUUAUAUAUUAAAUUGCUUUGGUUUUAAAUGCAAUUGUUAUGAAGCGAUAACAGGCUGAAGUAUAACAGGGUGAAACAGAAAAAUGAUUGUGCAUAGUACACGCAUACAGUAGUAAUAAUUCAAGCAAAAAUCAAUUACAUGUAACGUCGUUCCGAUUUCCAAUCGUUUAAAAAUAUGCAUGACAAAACUUAAAAACACAAAAAAAAAAACACACACUUUUUUUCCGCAAAUCAGAUGUUCCGUUAUCAUAUUUGUUUACAGAUAUGUGAACAGAAUGCAGAUUUCGAGCACAUUCACAGUAAUACCGUUAUUUGCAUGUAACUUCUAUCAACCUGUUUUGUCACAUACAAAAUGAGGCUUAUGUACAAACUGCACUCAAGGGCUGAUGACUGAGUUUCAUUAUUACCGAGAGUGUCUCAAACAUGUCAAAGCGGUGAACUAUUGUUUACAAGAUUACACGCGGAAGCAUAGUCUCAGUACUUCAUGGUGAACACACAUCUCGACUUUGUUUUGGCUCUGUGGUGGCAAUGAUAGUUGUGUAGUGGUUUCAAUUUCAGUCAGACAGGAACAUGGGGUGGGGUGGGGGGGUUUAGGACGGUCACUGACGUGACCUCGCUUGGGAUGAGUUACUCCGGUCCGACAGUCUGUAUUUGGUAGCUUCCAGCACAGUAGAAGUGUUUCAUACAGCUCUCAUAGUGGUCUUAGUGCAUUAGUUUGGUCAAGCAUCUCCUGGUACUAGUGUUCAAUUUAUUGUUGAUAAACGAGGGGUUUGCCAUAUCAUAGACGAGGCUAGCCGAUACUCCACGAGUCGUUUUGAUUUCAUAAUUCAGUAUCGUGUCUACACAGGGCACGCAAACUGCAGGUUUUUUCCUUAGAACAUGUUCUUUGUGACUUUCAUUUUUGAUAUUUGAUCAAUGUAUCUAUGCCAUACUAGUUUUGAUUUUUUGGUUAUUUUCGAGAAAUUGUAUUGUAAAUGUUUCUAAUAAAACAAACUGAAUAAUCUGUCACUGCUACCCUGAAUUCUGUUGCUCGCACACCUGAUGAUUUGAAACAAAACUGAUUUUAUUAAUAUAUGUCAUUAAAAUACACAGCAAAUUCACACAAUUUAACAAAAAAAAAAAAGGGUAAAAAAAAAAAAAAAAAUUCACCAAAAAGUUUAAAAACAGAAGCGUUCAUGGGUUCCCACGGUCACGGAAUUUUAAAAUCUCCUCGGAAAGUCACGGAAAUUAAUAACAUUUCAAAAAGCUCAUAAAUAUUUCAUCAACUAGAAAUUGCUCUUUGUGGGUGCAAUCUCUAUACGAUGAAUUUUCCUUAUCCGGUAUUCAAGAAUGACUGGAAAGGUCAUGCGGAAGUCACUGGUCAAAAGAUGUGGGAACCCUGUAAAAUACACAAGUUUCUAAGUGUCUACGUAAAAUCUAUUCACCCAAGUUAAAAAAAACAAAAAAACCAACAGCUGAUAACCAUUCGUGAUCACUGAAAACGUAUAAACGUAUUUGCAGUAUUCAGAGUCUUUGUUCAGGAGACCCACUGGGAAAAGAACAGGCACGAUGACAGAAUCUUCCCAAAGCAGUAAUUAUCAACGACUCCAGCUAAACGGCUGAUAUUCAGCAUAACAGAUUGAUGGCAUUAGCAUAAAUCUAACAGGCAAGGCAUUUAGGGAAGCACCUUGUGUCUUUAAACAAAUGACAAGACAUAAAGCUGAAAACACGACCCCAGCUGUCCCAUCCUGAGGCGAAGAGGAUCUAAACGCCGCAGAACACAUAUGCAAAGAUAAAACCACACCAAAAGCCGUUGAAGACAGAAAAGCCAGGACAGAGAGUGAGAUCUCGAGAGACCUGCUGCUCUUCGGGUUACAUGUAGCAGAUAACAAGGGUGGCCAGUGAGGAAUUCACUUCCAGUAAGAAAACCUCAGCAGUACAUCACAAGCCAUCAGUUCCCCUGCCUUGCAAUAUAAUAUGGUCAAUGUACCCAAUCAUAGAAGAUCCUCUUAGUGAACUGCAUCCCACCUGCCGCUCAGUUUGCAUGCAGAAAAAAACCUAUUAGUCAAAAACAACACCCAGAAACCAGCUAAAGCGAACCUAAUCAUGCAAAUUUCCAUCAUCAUAAAGUCAUUAAAAAAAUAAACAUCUGACCCGCAUGUGUACUCCUAGUAGGGAUGGGAAUCGUAGGGAUUUAAAGAAAUGGUUCACACAAAAUCAAACAUUGUCCUAAUUUGAGUAAAUUAUAUGACAAUAUGAUUGGAUGAACAAUUCUUUAUGAUUCUGGCAGUUAAAACAUGGAACAAAUCAUAAAUUAAUAUAAUAACAAUGAUAAAUCAUCAUAUAAUUUUUAGGGGAGAAAAAGCACCACACAAGUGACAAGUAUACCACAAAUGGUGUGUUUUCAUACUUUUAAAUGUUUGGAAACAAACAAACGAACAAAAAAAAUGCCUGAAAGUUCAAUGCUGAUUUUAAUGCACAGUUGAAAAUAAAUAAGUUGCAUCAUCAUGACAACAAAAACUUUAAAGUGGUUCUAUUUUGCAUAUAUAUAUAUAUAUAUAUCAGAGAUUUAGAAUCCAUAAGUUCAAGAACCGUUAACCGAAUCAAGUGUCAUAAAAAUAAUCAGAUGAUUUAAGAACUAGUCAACGAUUCCCAACCCUAAAUCUGAAUAUACUAUACUCUCAUUAAACACUACAGCACAUACAGCCAUUAACUUAACCUAUUAACAUUACUCUGAUCCACAGAAAACACUCCCAGCGCUUGUACAAAUGAGUGCCAUGACUGGAAGGAGAAACCCUUGAGAAAUUCCGAUCAAUAAUCUAGUGAUGGAUAAAAGCAUGACAAAAAAAGCAAGCAAAAAAACACCACAGAAUAACAAGAUCAUAUUUGCAUUCAGUAAAUACAAGAGAUGCCGUUACAGUGUAAGAACUGAGCUAUGAUGACCACAGUUUGAAUUUCUCAGGUGUUGAGAUGCAUGGAAAAGAUGUCAGACUACUUCUGCGCUGGCACACUAAAGGAAAAAAAAUAUAUGAUUCACAAGUGAAUCCCCAUUGUGAUCAGAAACCAUUCAAGAGAUACUUAAAAGAAGCAUUACGCAUUUUUCU
This is a messenger RNA of Onychostoma macrolepis, 11414 nucleotides long. RefSeq names its product mex-3 RNA binding family member A (gene mex3a). The transcript has 2 exons. The record is from RefSeq and is a predicted model, not a curated record. Bases 334 to 1872 code for a protein of 512 amino acids. Gene Ontology annotation, molecular function: RNA binding. Lineage: Eukaryota; Metazoa; Chordata; Actinopteri; Cypriniformes; Cyprinidae.